Molecule: messenger RNA, 971 nt
Organism: Bacillus rossius redtenbacheri
Lineage: Eukaryota; Metazoa; Arthropoda; Insecta; Phasmatodea; Bacillidae
Product: protein lethal(2)essential for life-like
Exons: 4
Coding region: 316-843 (175 amino acids)
Biological process (GO): response to heat; protein refolding
Cellular component (GO): cytoplasm; nucleus
Source: RefSeq, a predicted model, not a curated record
AGGGGGCGUGGCUUCGUGGAGCUUUGAUAGUAUUGCAAUAUUUGAACUAAUUUAUACUCGCUGUUUAUUCCAUAAAUAAAAAUGUAAAAUUACGAAAGUUACGUUGUCAAAACAAGUGCCUGUAUUUACUUGGAAAAAACAGCGUAAAUAACAGUUAUAGUUUGAGAAAAAUCUCGCAAAAUACCUGGGCAUGGACAUUUACGGCGCCAUUGUUUACCCAUACGGCUUUCUGUUUUAGACAAUGUUGUUGAUGGGGAGUAGUAUUUAACAAUCAAUAUUUACGUUACGACUGUCUUAGUUAUUGGAAAAACUCGCAUGGCGUUGGUACCUUUCCUUCUGAGCGACAUGCUUGAUGACCUGCGCAGGCCAUCGAGUUUGUUAGACCAAAACUUUGGUCUUGGACUCCUCAACGAUGACCUCGUAACACCGCGUGUUGCUUCUCCUCUACAGCUGUUCUACUACAGGCCCUGGAGGCUCCAAGCUUCAAAGGAGAGUGGCAUCAGCAAUGUGCAGAAUGACAAGGAAAAAUUUAAGGUUAUGUUGGACGUCCAGCAGUUCGAGCCUGAAGAAGUCAAGGUGAAGGUGGUGGACAAGUAUGUAACUAUUGAUGGCAAGCAUGAGGAGCGGAAGGAUGAGCAUGGCUACAUCUCCAGAGAGUUCCACCGCCGAUACCUCCUGCCUGAUGAUGUGAACGUUGAUGCCCUGCAGUCGACGUUGUCCUCUGAUGGGGUUCUCUCUAUCGAGGCACCCAAGAAGGCCUUGCCACCACCGGAGAACCAGAGGGAUGUCCCGAUCACUCAGACUAACGCACCAGCUGUUAAGGGCCAAGAGAAAAAGGAAUAAUGGAUCACUUCUGUUUAACUUCCCCCCCCCUGUGGUUUUGUUUCCUCAUCGCAAAUUAACAUAUAUAUUUGCUUUCACUGUGUAAGACUGAUUAUGUUUAGUUAAAAAUAAAUUUUCUUGGGUUUGUA